This is a messenger RNA of Paramecium sonneborni, 776 nucleotides long. The record is from the annotation of a GenBank genome assembly. NCBI's taxonomy places the organism in Eukaryota, Ciliophora, Oligohymenophorea, Peniculida, Parameciidae.
CUCAAAAAUGAGCUUUCCCCAAUAAGAUUACUUGGCAAUGUUAAAAGCUAAACCUCCUGUUUAUGCUCCAGUAUAAUCAACAGCAUAAACUCCAAUGAUCUAUCCUAAUCCUCAGUUCAUGUAAGUACUAAUUUCUAAUUUACUCUAUUAUAUACCCAAUAUACAUAUUACUCUAAACUCUUAUACCAUUUUAGGUCUCCAUUAAUAAACUAUUCAUCAUAUUAUGUAAUGAUGCAGCAAUUGUAAUAAAUGCAAUAGAUGCAACAACUACCUUAAAUGGCUCCUAUGCGAAUUCCAAUGAUACCAUAAACACCUCACUUACAAAUUCUACCUUAACAGAUUAUUCCAUUCUAAACAGAGACACAGAAUCCAGCUUAGUAAAAAAUAGAUCAAAACAUUCCUGUAUCUGUAAAAGGUACAAAGGUUAAACUAAAUCUCAAAAUGAUAAAGGAAAUACCUGUAGAAGAGGAUAGUAUUCUAGAUUAUGAUGAAAUAAGAAAGUAAAGUGGAGAUCACUCAUAUAUAAAUUUGAAGAGAAAACGACGACUUCUAGAUCAGUAAGAAGCACCCUUGAUGUAGACUCGAAGGAGAAGUGAACAAUCAUAAUGUAUGAAUACAAAUUAUGUUUUAUAGAUUUAGAAAUUCGAGAAAUGUUGAAAGUUAAUGAUAAGGACAUGUCCGUUAUUUUAGAGGUUUAUCCUGAUACCAAAAGCUUACUCUAAGAAUUAAAAAAAGGAAACCUGAAGAAGGAAAUUGAAAAGUUAUUACUCAAAUGA